This is a messenger RNA of Symbiodinium sp. CCMP2592, 3906 nucleotides long. The record is from the annotation of a GenBank genome assembly. Lineage: Eukaryota; Dinophyceae; Suessiales; Symbiodiniaceae.
AUGACUGAGAUCUUCUCCUGGGUCCCAGUUUCUGGGAGCGAUGCGUUCGGCGUCUUCCUGCCGCCCGUUCCGAACCUCAUUGGAGUGAUACUGUGGGCCUUCGAAACGUGCAUCUUCAAGUGGCGUCUCACGCUGGACGGGUUCCCUGCGCUGCUUUGCGAUCUGCCGCCACGGCUGCUUCCACCUCUGUCUGGCGAAAUCCCAGAAGAUGAGGCUGCCAGAAGGUUGCGAUACUGGGGCGCCUGGCUUUUGCUGAGCCCCUUCUUGAUGGGACUCCUGUGUGAGGCGUGCCGGGUCUUCAGCAUUGGUGCCAAGCACUUAUGGAGUUGCAUAGAGCACUCUCUUGCGCAGCGGAUCGGCUACAACAUGGUUCCAGAAGCAGAUGCGAAAACCAAACCCUGGGUUGAUACUCGUGAUGUCUCUCGUGUGGAUGCGACGGGAAACAGGACGAACGUCGGCUUCAAGCUCCAGAUGGUUGUCUAUCAUUCGUUCUGCGCAUCCCUCGUGGGUGUGGCAGUGACAAAAGACUGGCUUUCCGUGGGGGGCGGGGGUAUGGCGUGGGAGUUGUGGGCCGUCUGGCAGCAAGUUUGCUUGUGGACACUUUUUCUUGAGAACCUGGUGCGCUGCGUGUGUUUUCCAACAGAAGCAUUGGGCUCGUCUACUUUCAAGGUAGUGUGCCUCUACACUGUCCCAUUGCUGAGCGAAGUCACAGACACAAUGAAAGAUUGGGUGAUGACCGGAGUGUGUGUGCUUGCGACACAAAGUUCUGCGGGGCUUGUAACAGGUGCCAUCAUGAUUCUUGGAGACGUGCUGCUUGCAUACGGGGCUCACACUUUGCAUGUGGGGAUCAAGAUCACGGGGUCUAUCGGAAUGAUUUGCCCGCCCGUGGUAGCUCUGCAAGCCCUGGCCUUUACAGCUAUCACCUUGAUUUAUUGUUUGCAUGUGCUUCUGGGGACGGCCACAAUGGUGGCAUUUGUCCUGGGCUGGGCAGGGGUUUUCUUGCUGAUCUCGGUCGUCGCUCUACUUGCCCUCGGCGGAGGCCUUGUCUUCAAAGGCAUUGCCUUCCUCUGCUGCCUGCCGCUGCUGUUUCUGAUUGUGAUACAGAUAACGGGAGAGGUGGGUUGCGUAGGGGCUUUAUUGGUGCUCUUGGCUGCCGCACUGCUUAUCUAUGGUCUUGGCAAGGUUCCUGUUUCGGAACAUCUUCUGGCAUUGGGCGGCUUCCUGAACCCGCAGCUCGAGAAAAUGCAGGUUCUCCUUGGACGAGUCUGGGCAACGCGUGGUUUUGGUCCCUGGCUCUUUCAACAGUGGAUCUUGUUGGUGACUGAUGCAGGUUGCCUGGCAGUUGUGUCCUCUUACACGAUCGUGUACUCAUAUUGGCUGGUCACGCAUUUUCCGGAGACCUGCAAUGAGUUGAAGAGGUCAUACCGGCCCAUCAUCUCCUUGCGAAAGCCGACAGAACUCCCUCCAACCACUUACGGGAUAACAUUCUUCGGAUGGUUGAGCACCAAGUGCUCGAACAUGUUCGCAGGACUCUGUGUGGACUUCCUGAGCUCUGCACGCUUCUUGAUCGCGGUUGGAGAAGAUUGGCCGCAAGGGCUGCUCGGCGCCAUCAUCAGCUACAGGUAUGGACAUGGCUUGGGCUUCGCCGGUGUAAGCGCUGUUUGGAGCUUCCUCAAAGGCAUCCUGAUAGCAAUUGGCCAGCUUGUGAUUUACAGCAACAGGUCUCAGGCAGUCGAGUGGGCAAUCGCCAAUAUGCCAGAAAUCUUUGCCUCACGCAUCUUCAUGGACGGCAAGCAGAAACCACGACCGUUGUCAGAAGUCGAGCAACAACUCACGGACAUGUUCUUGACGUGCGAUGUAAUCGGCGAGGAGGUGUUUGCAGGGCUGCACUUGCGACGCGGCGUGGAGUUGUUUGACAGCCUUUUCGAGCGCCUGGAUAACUGGAUCAAGGACAUGAAAUCAACAGGAGUCGGCGAUAAGACCUUCAAGGACUUGGUCAUCGUGAGCCUGCUAAGACGCUACAUGGAGCAGGAUGUUCCCAUCAAGUCGAUCAAGGACCUGGGCUUCAGCCGGCAAAGUUACCUGCAGGUUUAUACUAUGCCGGACUUCCUGAAAGAAGGCAUUGUUCAAACACCUGCAGAUGCAGAGAAAGAGGGCUUCACCAUCUCUCUGGACAUUGAGAAAGCUGGCACAGUCUUGAAGGACAGGUUCACGCGUAAUGAUCUACAAGAGUACGGAUGCACCCUUGAGCAGUACCUGGAAUCGGGUUGCAGCAUGACGGCCCGGAACGCGCGGGAAGGCGGGUUUUCUGCAGAGGAAUGCUAUGCAGCAGGUCUGGUGCUCACUGUCGAAGACUGUUGCAAUGCAGGUUUUUCUCUGAAAGACAUUGUGCGCUUGUACAUGGGAUCGGUCGAAGACGUCUUGAAGGCAUGUGAGGAAGCUGGGUGUCAGUAUUCUGCCAAGGACUUCAAUCAGGCAGGUUUGGCAGCGAAGCAUUGCAAGGAGGCUGGCUGUUCAUUGAAGGAUUGUCAAGAUCAUGGAUACUCGCUCCAGCAGUGCCGGCGGGAUGGCUUCUCCUCAAAAGACUUCAGGGACGAAGGCUUCUCAGCGAAAGACUGCAGGCAGGCCGGCUUCUCCUUGAAGGACAUUCAGCAAGCUGGCUUUGGCAUCACGGAGGUCUACGAUCAAGGCCAGGAACAUCACGAACAUUCACUGGCACAGUGUCGGCAGGUGGGGUACUCUGCAAGCGAUUGUCGCCAGGCACAGUUCUCAGUGAAAGACUGCUUACAUGCAGGCUUUUCUCUGGAAGAUCUUCUUGAAGCAGGCUUUUCAGAGGAAGCCCACAGCAUUGUGAAGUCCGGCUUGACCGCCAGCAUGUGCCAGCAGAGGGGCAUCUCCAUGACGUUCUGCAGGGAAGUUGGGUUUUCCUUGCAUGAGUGCAGCGAAGCUGGCUACUUGCCUGGAGAUUUCAAGGCUGCUGGCUAUUCAGCAAGAGAGUUUCAGAAAGCAGGCUUCUCAGUGAGAGCUUGUUUGGAGGCCGGCUUUUCUUUGCAGCAUGUCCGGCAGAGUGGUUUUUCACUGAAGGCCUGCGCGGAUCAAGGUUUUUCAGUUCAGCAAUGUCGGCAGGCUGGGUAUUGUGCAACAGAUUGCAAGAAGGAAGGUCUCUCACCAAAGGACUGUGUAGAAGCGGGCUUUUCUUUGUUGGAUUGCAAGGAGGCUUGCUUUUCGCUGCAGGAUUGCCAUGAUCAUGGAUUCUCGCUGGAGCAGUGUCGGCAGUCUGGUGGCUACUCUGCCACAGAUUUCAAGAAAGGAGGCUUCUCAGUUAACGACUGCGUGAAGGCGGGCUUGUCUUUGCAGGAGAUUCGAGAGGCCAAGUUUACAGUCAAGCAAUGCAAGCAGCAAGGAUUUUCAUAUGAGGAUUGCAAAGAGGCCGGCUUUUCUGCACUGGAUUUCAGCCGGUCUGGUUAUUCUGCCUUAACUUGCAAGCGCGUGGGAUUCUCAAUGAAGGACUGCAAGCAAGGAAAGUUUACCCUUGAGCAGUGCGCCGAAGCUGGUUAUCAGGUAGUGCAGGAAUGCAAACUGGCAGGCUAUUCUUCAUCCCAUUGUAGGAAUGCAGGCUGGUCUAUGGAAGGCUGCUUCGAGGCCGGAUAUACUUUGUUGGAAUGCAGAGAAGCUGGAUAUACUCGGUAUUGGUCUGUCUUAGAGUAUUCGAAGGCGGGCGGUUCUUUGUCGGAUUGUAUUGCAGCUGGAUACUCUGCAUUACACUUUCGUGAGUCUGGCUUUUCACUGCAAGAUUGCGUGCUUGCCGGCUUCUCCUUGUUUGAAUGCAAAACUGCCGGAUAUACUGCAGCGGAUUUCAUCGAGGCCGGUUAUUCUGCCCUAGCAUGGCAUUAUGCAAGGAUCUAA